This is a messenger RNA of Saccharomyces cerevisiae S288C, 1701 nucleotides long. RefSeq names its product Ahc1p (gene AHC1). NCBI's taxonomy places the organism in Eukaryota, Fungi, Ascomycota, Saccharomycetes, Saccharomycetales, Saccharomycetaceae. The record is from RefSeq and is marked reviewed. The transcript has a single exon. Gene Ontology annotation, biological process: chromatin remodeling. Gene Ontology annotation, cellular component: cytoplasm; nucleus. The coding region runs from base 1 to 1701 and encodes 566 amino acids.
AUGAUGAGUCCCGCCCAAGAUAAACUGCAGCACCAGCAUCAUAAUCCUAAUUCUUCCUCAUCGUCAUCCUCUAAGAUGACGAACGUUUAUCAGGUUACCACGCCAAAGUCUCCUCAGGAUUUGGAAAACAACAUGGAUGAGCCCUUCAAAAUGGACACCGCCACCAGUAAUCCGGACAAGGAUAGCGAAAAUACCCAGCGGUUGAAGUACGAAUGUGCCAAAGGGGAAAUACAGAAUGUUUUGAACCUACAUAUAAUGCUAAACCACAAGCAUGUUAGGCACUUACGAAGAAAUGUUCAAAAGGUUAACGCAAAACUAGCUCUCUUGGAAACCCUGCAUAAGGAUACUGGUCUAUUGAACAAAAUCGAACGGACGUAUCAACUCAAAAUAAAACAACAUCAGCAGCAUAGCGUGCUCGGCGGCCACUUUCACGACAGUACGGCUACGGAAAAUACGAACGCAUCAAAUUAUAACCUGUCAUACCCGGUUCUAUCGGAUUAUAACAUCAACUGUCAGCCUUUGUCUUCGAGCAGCAACAGAAAUCUGUCAACAACACGCAUACCACACCACCAUUAUCAUACUAGAAGCAAGAGUAACGGGCUUUUGCUAGAACCUUCUGCCCUCCGUCCGGCAAAUUCGAAUAUAAUUGAUUACAGGCUAACAGGUUCUAAAUCUCUAUCAGAAGCCAUAACCAAGCCCACUCCCGUCUCGCUUCCUCACUCUAAUUCGGAUGGCAUUUCUUCACCUCGUUCCUCCUCAAUCUCCCCCUUAGACGAGCAGCCGGGGUUCCAGAUACUCCCUUUUAAACCAAGUCAGAUGCAUCUUAACCACAGACGUAAUUACAGUAGCACUUGUUUGACGAGCAAUAGCGGUAUCAUCGGUAAGACUGAAAAUAAUGAGCCCAUUUUUAGAAGAUAUGACGGCAUUUUGGUUAUAAUUACGUGCUCCAAAUGUGACCGUUCCGGUUUCACUUCCGCGCAAGGUAUCGUGAACCAUACUCGACUAAAACAUUCUAAACUAUAUUCAAGCCAACCAUUGGCAGUUUUAAACAACCAAAAACUACUUCCUAAUGAUAAGCAGGAUCCGGAAAUUUUAUCUAAGUUCAAGAAACUAAAUUUGGACCCAAACAAAGACUACCUACCCUCUGACAUUGCAAUCCCAAAACCACAAUCACCAAUCAACCACUCCGAGAACCAUACGCGGGCUCCAAAGACUGUCAAGAACACUCCUCAUUUAGAAAAACUAUACCAAAAUAAAGAAGACUUCAAAAAACUGAUUGACAUGGUUAAUGAAACUCCGGAUGAUUUGAAUGAAUAUUUGAAGCAACGUGAAAUUCAAUUAAGAUAUCAAAAGGAGCAAGAAGAGGAAUCUUCCAAAUCUGAUGACGAAGCUUCUUACGUCCCAUCACCGUCUCUCUCAGCAACGGCUACAACAACAACGACUACGGACCCACCCUCUCCGCCAGUGCUAUCCUCCUCCUUACAAAGAAAAUUGCUGCGUAAGAGAAAACUGAGCUUGAAUAGCUCUACUCCCAUGGAAGAUUUACCUUUAAGAGAAAGGUUGAGAGCAAAUCCCACUGACAAGAAACCAAGAAAAGCGGCCCUUUUGACUAAUGAACUUGAGGGUCCUGAUCCUGCAGCAAAAUCAUCAUCUUAUUACAAUCUAAGGUCGAAAUCAAGACUGCGUGGUUCUCAUACAUAG